GGUUGGAGUGUUUGGAAAAAGUGAAGUCAGGCCAAAGUUUUAAUAGAAAUAUCAGAACGCGUUCUGUACAUCAAUAUCAACAGUAAAAGCCGAUAAAUCAGUGCGGUCGUGCGUCUUCAUAUGCAAACAUAUACACAAAGGACUCGAGGGAGGAGAUGAUUUCGCUCACAAAUUAAAGUAUUUAGAGCUAGCUUGCUAGCUAAAGAGAACGAAAAGGAGCGUGGCUGGCCAUGGCUCAGGAGUCGGGGGUGCAGUAUGAGCCCGUGGCAGAGAUCGGUGGAGGGGCCUACGGCACAGUGUACAAGGCUCGGGACAGGCAGAGCGGGCAGUUUGUGGCACUGAAGAGUGUUCGUGUCCAGACCGACCAGGAUGGUCUCCCCCUCUCUACGGUCAGAGAGGUGGCUCUGCUGAAGAGGCUGGAGCAGUUUGACCAUCCCAAUGUCGUCAAGCUGAUGGAUGUCUGCGCCACGCUGCGGACAGACCAGGAGACCAAGGUGACCCUUGUGUUCGAACACGUGGAUCAGGACCUGAAGACAUACCUGAACAAGGCACCAGCACCAGGACUCCCCGCAAGCCAAAUCCAGGACUUGAUGCGUCAGUUGUUGUGUGGCCUGGCCUUCCUUCACUCCAACCGCAUAGUCCACCGUGACCUGAAGCCGGAGAACAUCCUGGUGACAAGCCGUGGCCAGGUCAAGCUGGCCGAUUUCGGGCUUGCACGAAUUUACAGCUGUCACAUGGCCCUCACUCCUGUGGUGGUCACCCUGUGGUACCGUGCCCCCGAGGUGCUGCUGCAGUCCACCUACGCCACCCCCGUGGAUAUCUGGAGCACUGGAUGCAUCUUUGCUGAGAUGUUCCGCCGCAAGCCAUUAUUCUCUGGUGAAUCUGAAGUGGACCAGCUGGGGAAGAUUUUCCAAGUGAUUGGUCUGCCAGCAGAGGAGGAGUGGCCUGCCGAUGUCAAGCUGAAGCAGCACAACUUCAGCCAGCUCAGCUCUCACGGCCCCUGUCCAAUCACAGAACUGGUUCCUGAGAUCAGCCACCAGGGGGCGGAGUUGCUGCUGGAGAUGCUGACCUUUGACCCCCUACGAAGAAUCUCAGCCCUCAAUGCUUUGGAUCAUCCGUAUUUCCAGGAGGGGUGAUUGGGGGGGUGGUUGUGGGGGAGUUAGUGGGGGGUGGAUAUGGGACCAAGGCCCCCCACUAGCGGGGCAGAGGGUUGGAGAAGCAAGUCGACAAAAGGACAAAGAGAAAAGAAGGGGACUUCAGCUCUGGGCGUGGUAUUGAGGCAGCGGCAUCCAAACACCUAUAAUCGAGCAAUGUAUCACGUCUUUGUUGCACCUCUGGCCAUUCUCUGGCUGCAGCAAAACCUGCAGGGGCUGAAAUGAUGCUUUGUCACCAAGGGAAUCUUUUUUUGAGGAUGGGGAGUUACAGGAUGCUGGGAAGGAAAAUGGCCGAUACUCAUGAGAGGCAGAAGUUGCCCAAAGGUGCCGAUCUAGGACCUGAUACCCCCAACCAGAAUUCUAACCAUAACCACAAUAAGCUCAGUAGCAAAAACAGGUCCUGGACCAGCGCUCAAGGGUUAACUUAUGUGAGAUUGGGACCAAUUGACAUUUGGGAGCAAGGUGCUUAAUCCCAAAGUGAAAUAAGCAACCAGCCACUGAGUGCCAUUAACUGUCCUCAGUUGUACUUUUAAUAUAUAUUGUAUUCUGUAUGUGUAUCAGUUGAAAUAAUUGUGAGCGGCAUUAAUUGGGUCUCAGAAAUAGGUCAGUGGUUUUAGUAAGUGGGAACCUGUCUUGCCUUUGUUGGUCACAUACACUAAUGGCUUUGUGAAAAUUUAGCCAAAGAAUGUGUUGCUGCGUAGAGCAUUGAUUCUGGCUGCGUUCCUGCCUCUCAUUCCAGUCAUAACUUGGAAGUGGUCCCUUACACGCUGCUCAGUCUCUGUCGCUAACCAAAAUGGAUACUGGUAUAAGUACCAUGUGAGUACUGUAAUGCAUGUAUUAAUAUUUUAUUAAUAAAUGCUGCUUUGUGUCAGUGCUGGAGUUGUGUAAUGAUCGCUCCUGGGGGGUGAGGAGGACAUGGGGUCAUUUUGAACCCUUCCGCCCCACUUUUGUGGGAAAUCUGUUAAAGGGAAUGUUCGAAUAAAAUGAA
Megalops cyprinoides (Indo-Pacific tarpon) is the source of this 2142-nucleotide messenger RNA. RefSeq names its product cyclin-dependent kinase 4 (gene cdk4). Gene Ontology annotation, cellular component: nucleus; cytoplasm; cyclin-dependent protein kinase holoenzyme complex. Gene Ontology annotation, molecular function: cyclin binding; cyclin-dependent protein serine/threonine kinase activity; ATP binding. The transcript is spliced from 8 exons. Gene Ontology annotation, biological process: regulation of G2/M transition of mitotic cell cycle; protein phosphorylation; signal transduction. The coding region runs from base 231 to 1136 and encodes 301 amino acids. Lineage: Eukaryota; Metazoa; Chordata; Actinopteri; Elopiformes; Megalopidae. The record is from RefSeq and is a predicted model, not a curated record.